Messenger RNA from Synchytrium microbalum, 1509 nucleotides. RefSeq lists its product as uncharacterized. Lineage: Eukaryota; Fungi; Chytridiomycota; Chytridiomycetes; Synchytriales; Synchytriaceae. The record is from RefSeq and is a predicted model, not a curated record. The transcript has 9 exons. The coding region runs from base 1 to 1509 and encodes 502 amino acids.
AUGGAUGUCAUAAAGCAGGAAUUCAAUACUACCAAAGCGUCGAUACGAGAACGUGAUGAUAAGAUAUCCCAGUACCAGAAGCGAUUGCAGUCUAUAACUGUCGUGGAUAAAAAUGUGUCGGCUUUAGCUGCAUCGCUCUCUACUGAGAUUGAGAGACGGACGCGUGCUAUUCAGUCUACUGCUGAUUUGCAGACCCUGUUGCAAGAUAUGGUCGCUGCUCAACAAGAUCUGAAAAAGUCCAACGAGGAACUUGUGUUGGCAAGGGAACAUCAGACGCAACAAAUAGCUGCAAUGGAACGUGAAAGUACUACGUGGAAUCACAAGCUAGGAUCUCUAGAAUUCGAGUUGGAUGAAAUGAGAGUCGCUGCUCUAUCUGCUGAAAAAAAGUACCGAGAAUUGGCUCAGGAAGUGUCUCAAGCACAAGAUGUCGUUGCUAGAGCUAAACAAGCAGAGACUGCAAAGGGUGAAGAGAAUAAAUUGCUGCAAGGAAAAGUCACAACCCUAACCAACAAGAAUCGAGAGCUUUCUGAGCAAAUACAAACAUUUUCAAGUCGAUACGAAGAUCAACAAAAGGUCAUUGCAAAGAUGAAUGUGGAACUUCAAGAAGCGAGACAAGCUGCUCAAUUAUCCAUAAGACAGAAUCACUUUACUCAAGACGAAGUCAAGGUUUUGCAAGGCACAAGAACAGAACUGCUUGGACGAAUCAAGAGCUUGGAGGACACCAUUCGAGAAAAGGAAGGAGAGAUAUUUGAAAUGGGCUUAAAGCAACGAGACCAAAAAGACGACUACGAACGAAAACUGGCCGAGGAACGUAUCAAGCUCGCCAAAUCACUCGAACAACAAUCCGUACUCGAACAACAACACCGUCAAGCCGAAGAAGAACGAGAAAAACAGUUGCACGACAAACAAGCUACAAGUGCAGCCGAACAACAGCAGCAUCAACUUGAGUUGGCUGCUGAACAAGUCAAGAUUGUGCAUGAUACGAAUGGGUCUGUGGGAAUUGAUCCUGAAAUGUUGGCCGAGAUGGAAAAGAGAUGGGCUGCUAGAGAAGCGCUUUUGCAGGCUGAUGUUAAGACUUAUAAACAAGCUUUGAUGGACAAGGAAGACUUGGUUGCCACCAUGAAGGCGAAGAUUGCCACUCUAUCCAAGCAUACGGUGGAUAUACGAUCAGAAAAGCUGAAAACGGUCGAACGUGAUCUUCGAGCGCGCUUAGAAGAGUUCUUGAUGAUGGAAGAGGCACUCGAGACUGCAUGCAUGUGUCCCUUAACCCUCGAACGUUUCGAGCACCCCAUGAUCCUAGUCCCAUGCGGCCACACAUUUUCCAAGACACCACUCGACGAACGCAAGGCAGAAAGUUUCGAUGGAAUCAAGUGCUAUGCCUGUGAGAAGAAGGCGGCUAAAGCAAUCAAGAACGAAGCCGUGGAACGAAUCGUGCUGGAAAUGGAUCGAAGGAAAAACUUUGUGUUGGCUAUGAGUAAUUUUAUGGCUGUUAUUUCUGGAACGAUAUAA